UGGCUGUUAUAACUGAAAGCUCUGAAGAAGAAGUUCUCUAUGUUAGUAGCUCUUCAAAGCCUAUUAUAACUGAAAGCUCUGAAAAAGAAGUUCUCUACAUCAGUAGCUCUUCGAAGUCUAUUGUAACUGAAAGCUCUGAAAAAAAAAUCCUCUAUGUUGGCAGCUCUUCAGAUGAUACAA
Dentiscutata erythropus is the source of this 180-nucleotide messenger RNA. NCBI's taxonomy places the organism in Eukaryota, Fungi, Glomeromycota, Glomeromycetes, Diversisporales, Gigasporaceae. The record is from the annotation of a GenBank genome assembly.